Molecule: messenger RNA, 579 nt
Organism: Engraulis encrasicolus (European anchovy)
Lineage: Eukaryota; Metazoa; Chordata; Actinopteri; Clupeiformes; Engraulidae
Product: neuroepithelial cell-transforming gene 1 protein-like
Exons: 4
Coding region: 139-579 (146 amino acids)
Source: RefSeq, a predicted model, not a curated record
UAUUCAAACUUCCGUCCGCAUCGGUUUGAAUUUUGCCCCCCCUGCACAAUUGCAAUUUAUUUGGUCAAAAUUCGCCCCUACAUUGUAAAAUAUAAUCUUGAAGUUUAACUCUGCACUGAAUUACGUCCAAUAUUUUCAAUGGAGGAAACGACAGAGCCACAAUUCGAGAUUCCGGAGCUGAAUACGCUGCCGAAAAGAAGAAAGAGCAAGAAGAGGAACUCCACCGUCUUGGACACAGAAACGUCCCCCGAGAUCAAUAACAAUGCGAAACGGCCUCCGUUGCGGAGAGGUAGUUCGUUCACCUUCCUCACCCCGAGCUCUCAGUGGGACUUCAGUCUGAAGCGCAAGAGGCGUGAGAAGGACGAUGACACCGUCAGCCUGUCCAACUUCGAUUUCAAGGUUGGUCACUUAACCAUCCCCCAGGCAUCAACACACGCACGCAUGCACUCACACACACUCAAUGACUUUCUCAUGAACAGAUUCAAAGGAGGUGUGUCUUUGGUUCUGUGGGACGGCCCCCUCUACAUUGGAGCUCUUUACCUCCCUCCACUCGCUCCUCAGAUCUCAGAACAGAGUUGA